AUGUCCUCAUCUUACAGACCAGUGGUUGCCAUCGCCGGCUUGGGUGGUGUUUUGGGCCAGGCCACUCUUGAUGCUCUACUAUCACCACAAUUUGCAUCAAGUUUUCAGUUACCAAUAAGAGUUCUCAUGAGAGACCCUUCUCGUUUCGGUGGCCCUGUUCAUUCAGCUGGAAUGGCCGCAUAUCUCGGUGUUGACUACGAAGACCCUGAGGUCCUCGAUGACGCCCUAGAAAAUGUCGACGUAGUCAUUAACCUCCUCGGAAUGUACCCAAGGUCGUGGAUCAGCCUUGGCGACGCUGCCUAUCGAUGUGGUGCGAAACUAUACAUUCCAUCCGAAUUUGGCCCAGAUCACCGAAUGUUCACAUUCCCAUCGCCGCUAUCGGCCAAACAAGAGCAAUCCCAGCGCUCUCGUGAAGACGGCAUCAAAACUGUCCAAAUCUUCUGCGGAAUGCUCAUGGACUAUGUGAUCCCGUCCGGCUCUUGGUUUGGCGUCGACCUGCCAAACAGGCACAUAGAUGCCGUUGUUCCCGGCGGCGGCCGUGCGGAGCCAAAGAUCUCGUUCACAUCAAUUGGCGAUGUUGCUAUGGCCAUAGCGUCCGUGGCUAGACGCAGACCUAGUACCCUGCCUGACGUGAUCCAUAUAGCCGGUGACACCUGCACCCUGAGGCAACUGGGAGAGCACUGGCAGACGAUUACGAGGUCAAGGGUACACAUUGCGACGACAGAUUUGGCAAGCUUCAGGCAGGGAGUGCUUGAGAGAGGAUCGUCGAAUCUUGCGCUUUAUUAUAGGUUGGCCGCGGGAGAAGGUUUGCUGAAUUACGGGUCAUCGAAUGCGAAUGCCUGGUUAAGCACAGGUGUGCAAUGGCAGUGGAAGAGUAUACAGCAGCAAAUAGCCGGUAAUUAG
Messenger RNA from Morchella sextelata, 903 nucleotides. RefSeq lists its product as uncharacterized. The record is from RefSeq and is a predicted model, not a curated record. Bases 1 to 903 code for a protein of 300 amino acids. The transcript has 4 exons. Lineage: Eukaryota; Fungi; Ascomycota; Pezizomycetes; Pezizales; Morchellaceae.